AACUGGCACCAUGGCGCAGUACGUCCCGGCCCUGGAAUACUACGCCGGCGGCCUGCCGUUGGUGUCCACCUCGUACGCGUCCUCCGAGUACUACUUCGGCAUCAACCUUCAGCCGCUGUGCAACCCGACCGACGUGUCCUACACCAUCAUGCCCAACAUGGCCUACUUCGAGUUCCUCCCCGUGGACGACGCGACCACAGGCGAGGUCGUGGCGCCUGAAGGUGACGCGGCCCGGCUGGUGGACCUCGCCCGCGUGGAGGCUGGGCGGGAGUACGAGGUGGUGAUCACCACCUACGCCGGGCUCAACCGGUACCGCGUCGGCGACGUGCUCCGCGUGGCGGGCUACCACAACGCCGCUCCACGGUUCACGUUCGUGCGCCGCAAGAACGUGCUGCUCUCCGUCGAGUCCGACAAGACCGACGAGGUCGAGCUGCAGCGCGCCGUGGAGCGGGCCUCGGAGCUGCUCCGGCCGCACGGCGCGUUCGUGGCGGAGUACACCAGCCACGCGUGCACCAAGCGCAUCCCGGGGCACUACGUCAUCUACUGGGAGCUGCUGACCACCAGCGACGAGGCGGUGAGCAAGGAGACCAUCGACGGGUGCUGCCUGCAGAUGGAGGAGGCCCUGAACGCGGUCUACAGGCAGAGCCGGGUGGCGGAUGGGUCCGUCGGGCCGCUCGAGAUCCUGGUCGUCCGGCCCGGCACCUUCGAGGAGCUCAUGGACUAUGCCAUCUCUCGCGGCGCGUCCAUCAACCAGUACAAGGUGCCCCGCUGCGUCGCGCUUCCGCCCGUCGUUGACCUGCUCGACUCGUGCGUCGUGUCCGCCCACUUCAGCCCUGGCUUACCGCACUGGACUCCAGCACGGCGCAACGACUAGAAGGAGACAGCUCGUCGGGUCAUGCUCGCCAAUGCUUGGGAUGAUUGAUUUCCUUGGGUAUGAAGAGGCUUCAGCUGGCCUUGGUCCUAGGCGUCAUUGUGUAUCUCGCUUGAACGAUGUGCCUCAGAUUGUUGUUGAUCGGAUGUGUGGUUUUCACUCCCUUCUUUAAUAAAUCGUGCUUUGUUUGAUA
Messenger RNA from Triticum aestivum (bread wheat), 1064 nucleotides. Its product is annotated as indole-3-acetic acid-amido synthetase GH3.8-like. The record is from RefSeq and is a predicted model, not a curated record. Gene Ontology annotation, cellular component: cytoplasm. The coding region runs from base 11 to 874 and encodes 287 amino acids. Gene Ontology annotation, molecular function: acid-amino acid ligase activity. The transcript has a single exon. Lineage: Eukaryota; Viridiplantae; Streptophyta; Magnoliopsida; Poales; Poaceae.